CAUUUUUAUCACCAGACUUCACAUGCCAAAACAACACCUCAGCGCAAGCCCAACGAAGCCCCCGACUAGACCAGGAAGGCCGCGGUCACCCCGUCUGGGACACUAGAUUAUUGAUCCACAGCUGCUGGGGGCAGAGUUCUUGCAUUGCACCACACUUUCCAGGUCUAGGUCCCAUCGGCCCAUACCCAGGCCCAGGCCCAGGCCCAUACACGAUGCCUCAGGACCCAAACCUCUACGGCCAGCGGGCACCCAAGCGCCAGAAGAAGGAAAUCGCCCUCCCGAGCUCCCUGGCCUUCUCCUCCGAGCUGUCCUCCCUCAUCGCGAACAAGCCCUCCUCCUCCUCCAGCACAGCUCGCCCGCGGCCGUCCAAGUCAAAACCAGACAUCUUCGCCGGCGUGAAGGCGAAGCGGAGGGCCGAGAGGCAGGAGCGCGAGCGCGACGACGGGAAGCUCGUGCUGAAGGAUGCGGUCGGCACAGAGGACCAGAAGAAGGAGAACGAGGCCGCCAGGCGGAGGAUGGAGGAGAAGGCACGCCUCUACGCGGCCAUGAAAAGGGGCGACUACGUGCCCAAGGAAGGCGAGGCGCCGCCCCUGGUCGACUUUGACAGGAAAUGGGCCCAGGCGCAGGAGGACGGCAAGGUGGGGGAGGACUCAUCAUCUUCCGACAACGGUGGCGGCGAUGACGACGAUGACGAAGACAACGUCGACAACGAGACCGUCGAGUACACGGACGAGUACGGCCGCACGCGGCGCGGGACGAGGGCAGAGGUCGCGCGCAUGGAGCGGCGGCAGAGGGUGAGGGCGUACGCGGCGCAGGAGGCCGAGACGAUGAGCGCGCGGCCAAAGGCCCCGGAGAGGGUCAUCUACGGCGACGCGAUCCAGAGCGAGGCCUUCCGCGCCGCGGACGAGGACAAGAUGGAGGAGCUCGCCAGGAAGCGCGACCGCAGCAUGACGCCGCCCGAGAUGAAGCACUACGACGCCGACAGCGAGAUCCGCACAAAGGGCACGGGCUUCUACCAGUUCAGCAAGGACGAGGAGACCCGGCAGGCCGAGAUGGCCAGCCUCGAGGCGGAGAGGCUCAACACCGAGAGGGAGAGGACGAGGCGGGACGAGGAGAAGGAGAGGAGGCGGCGGGAGGUCGAGGAGCGGAGGCGGCUCAUCGAGCAGAGGCGGAAGGAGCUCGGCGAGAAGAAGGCCAGGAAGAUGGCAGACAGCUUCCUUGACGGGCUGGCGGCCGACAUGGGACAGGCUGAAGGGGAUAAGGACUGACGCAUCAGACACAACGUUUCGCAAGCUGGACCGGACAGUAUGUUCCUGGCGUAUCCCGAAGCCUGCACCGUUUUGUUUCCCCCUGCCCUGUGAUCGAGGCCACAGACCUGUGAGACUUGCCUACACUGAAACCUGUGCGAGCUCGGGACAAGCGAUGGAGAGACAGCAGGGAAUACGACUAAUCGAAGGCAGCAAACACUUGUUGUUCCACGCUGCCCUAGUCCUGUUUCUCCAAUAAGGAACCAAGUUCAAAUCCAAUAUCAUUAGUGCAAAGUAAGUGUCCUUAAAAGCUAACAGAGGCCUUUUCUUUGGGGGCGUUCCAUUUAGCAGUACAGUCUCACACGAUGCUCACUGAACCGUGAUUCAUAUCAAAUUGAGAGUCCUGUUCGCCAUUGAAAUUAUCUAACAGGAAGUAUCAUGAGGCAGCGUAUCUACUGAGACUUGACGACGAGGACUUAUGAGAAUUUCAUCGCCCUAACUUCAUGCCCACUGGUAUCUCGAAAAAGAAUAGCUGUGACGGCUGUCGAGUAUUCUCGUUCUGGUUUUACAAUACACACUAGGUGGCUGAAAACCAGAGGCAGACGGAGAGACGGAAGCUCUUCUAGAGAACAGAUAAAGUCACGGAUCAAUGACGGCUAAGAACAUCCGCGGGCAUUUUUACACGUGAACACACAAUAGGAAACAAUAUACAGGCGAGA
Messenger RNA from Diaporthe batatas, 1966 nucleotides. RefSeq lists its product as uncharacterized. Bases 213 to 1268 code for a protein of 351 amino acids. The record is from RefSeq and is a predicted model, not a curated record. The transcript has a single exon. Lineage: Eukaryota; Fungi; Ascomycota; Sordariomycetes; Diaporthales; Diaporthaceae. Gene Ontology annotation, cellular component: nucleus.